GCCCAUUCCCAAACGUUCCAUUCCCAUUGCCAUUGUAAAUCGCAGACAAAAACAAUAUAAAAUUAAAUUAAACCAACUAAAAGUGCUUUGUGUUGCUCAAAAUGCGGAGUUAGGGCUGCCGUACACCAGUAGCCUGUGCUAACCGGAAGUUAAGGCCAUGCUAAAUAGGAUCAAGCAACUGGAAAAGACUGCAACCAAAAUCCGGCUAUAGAAUACAACCAAUGUGGUGUGGGUGUGGCCAAUAGCACACACAUGUGUUGGCGUUUAUGAAUAUUGGCUGAUACAUGCUAUAAGAAGGGAAUCCCCACCAGACAUGCGGCUGGGCACUCAACUGACCAACGGAAAAGCAAUAACUAGCAACUAGUAACUAGGGAUACCACGCCAGCUUCCAUCGACUACGAUUUAGCCAUGUUCUCGGACGACACCGAUGAGUUGGACACCAUCGCCGAUGUGAUGGGUCUCCGGUCACAGGCGCGCCUCAAUACGUUUCGCGAAAUGUGGUACCACGUCUUUCUGUGGGCCCUGUUCUCCUCCAUAUUCAUUCACACCUGCGCCGCCGUGGUGGCCUUCUUCACGCUCCGGAAACACAAGUUCGGACGAUUCUUCUCGAUCCUGAUCCUGGUCAUGGGGUUCCUUUCCCCGGCCUCGAGUGGCAUCAUCAGCAGUGCGGUCAUCGCCUUUGUGCAUCGCGCCUCCAGUCUGCCGAUGUCCCCCAUAUACGCCAUGAUCUGGGGCCUAGGACAGACCAUCGUCUCCGCCUGCCUGGGAUUCACGCGGAUUCUGGCCACGCUGUAGAGCACGGACUGAUGUUUUUCAUCAUGGCCACCACUUACUUCAUUCUCCUCAUCGCGCCCAAUCCAAUGUUCACAGAGUUCCGACUUCCAAGCGGACAUAUUAUCAAUUCUUCAGGUGUGCAAACCACAAUUAAUU
This is a messenger RNA of Drosophila mauritiana, 930 nucleotides long. Its product is annotated as transmembrane protein 170A. NCBI's taxonomy places the organism in Eukaryota, Metazoa, Arthropoda, Insecta, Diptera, Drosophilidae. The transcript has 3 exons. Bases 409 to 795 code for a protein of 128 amino acids. The record is from RefSeq and is a predicted model, not a curated record.